Pseudozyma hubeiensis SY62 is the source of this 387-nucleotide messenger RNA. RefSeq names its product guanyl-specific ribonuclease. NCBI's taxonomy places the organism in Eukaryota, Fungi, Basidiomycota, Ustilaginomycetes, Ustilaginales, Ustilaginaceae. Bases 1 to 387 code for a protein of 128 amino acids. The transcript has 2 exons. The record is from RefSeq and is a predicted model, not a curated record. Gene Ontology annotation, molecular function: RNA nuclease activity; RNA binding.
AUGAAGUUCUCGCUUGCUCUCCUCGCUUUCGUCCCCGCCGUGGCCCUCGCUGCCCCCCUCGAGCCCCGUCAGGGCGGUGUUGCCGUCAACUGCGGUGGUCAGUACUACAGCGCGUCCCAGGUCAACCGUGGAAUCAACAACGCCAAGAGCGGACAGUACUCGAGCUCCGGCUACCCUCACACCUACAACAACUACGAAGGAUUUGACUUCAGCGACUACUGCGAUGGCCCGUACAAGGAGUACCCACUCAAGACCAGCUCCUCGGGCUACACUGGUGGCUCCCCCGGAGCUGACCGUGUGGUGUACGACAGCAACGAUGGCACUUUUUGCGGCGCCAUCACCCACACCGGCGCUUCCGGCAACAACUUUGUGCAAUGCGAUUACUAG